AUGUCCGCGCUGUCCUCCACGUCAUGGCCGAACCAAAACAACAACUCCGCCGCAGUACAUAUCCCCGAUAGCGAUAGCGCCAAUGCCAUAAACCAACAAGCAGCCAAUAACACAGAUGGACCCGACGCGAUUCGAGAAGGGAAACAAAAGGCCAAGGAAACAAUGGCCGCUGGACUUAACGCGACCGAGUCUCCUGGAUCAAUACCCGCGCAAUCAGCAACACUCCCCAAUGGCGUUGCGCAAACCAAUGGCGCGCCGCAAUUGAGUCGCAAGCGAUCACGAGAUGGCACGCAGCUGCCCAUGAGCCACGCCGGCGCGAAUAGCGACAGCGCGAAUGAACCUCAGCUCAACCACCAUGAGGUCUUGCUGGAUCGCUAUGUCCAGCGCGAUCUGAUCCAUGCCGCCGCGAUGAACGACCAGGCGCAAAGGUCACGCGACCUGGUCAAGUACAAGGAGAUGGAGAAGGAUUUCUACACUCAAGAGGUUGCGCAGGUCAGGAAACAGCAUCCGGGAUCAAUAUACGGCUAUGGCUUUGCGGGUUAUGGUAAUGGCACAACCAACAGUCGGCCUCAGAUCGUAUACAGCAGUACUCGCGGACCCCCAAAACACAGAAAGUCGAGGCCAAUCCACUUUACGCGGAAAGACACCCAGCAGCAGGCGGAACAGCACGAAGAGCUCGUGCCUAUACGAUUGGACAUUGAACUGGACAAGUUGCGACUGCGCGACACCUUUACGUGGAAUCUUCACGAAAAGCUUAUACCGCAAGACCUCUUUGCAGACUAUCUUCUCGAAGACCUGAAACUGCCGCAGGAGUCCGUAUUGGAGCUCAAGCGCCAGGUGAACACCGAAAUGCAGGACCAGAUCAACAAUUACUAUCCGCAUAUGAUUGUAGAAGACGGGCCAUUGGAAUCUGGGAAGCCAUACCACGAUCACAAGGAUGAUGAAAUGCGGGUACAGAUCAAGCUGAACAUCACGAUUGGGCGCAUCACGCUCAUCGAUCAAUUCGAAUGGGACAUCAACAACCCUUUGAACUCGCCGGAAGAGUUUGCGCGACAAAUGGCGUGGGAGAACGCGCUUAGUGGAGAGUUCACCACAGCAAUCGCGCACACGAUACGCGAACAGAGCCAGCUCUACACGAAGGGCCUAUAUCUUACAAACCACGCUUUCGAUGGACGGCCCGUGGAGGAUCCUGAACUGAGGGACAGCUUCCUCCCGGGACCUAUACACAGUGCGUUCAGACCAAUGCAGGCGCAGAAGGAUUAUACUCCGUAUAUGUACGAAAUGAGUGAAGCCGAGCUUGAACGGACAGAAACCUCGAUGAUGCGUGAGCACAGAGCGCAGAAACGACAGCUGAACAGGCGUGGUGGGCCAGCGCUACCGGACCUGAAAGACAGGCAACGUACCGUGCGAUCGCUGAUCGUACACACUGUAAUACCGGGUGCUGUAGAGACUUUCGAGACUACCGGCAUACCCAAAACACGACGCGGCGGUAGAGGAGGCAGACGUGGCGCAAGAAACGACGGCGACAUCGACUCGGAAGAUCUCGAUAGUGAAGAGUCUGGAGCAGAGUCGCCUGCACCUUCGGCCAUUGUUGCCAGUGGCACAACACGAACGCGUAAUAUGCGUGGGGCUGCAGCUGCUGCUCAAGCCAACAUGCGUGCUGGCUAUGGCCGAUCAGCGACUCCAGACUCACAGCUGUUAGCAGCUCCCACGACAGAACCGAGGGCAUCGACACGGAAGAGCAUGCUUCGUGAAGAGAGUGUACUCCAGGACGAGGAUGACAAGAUGAUCGUUAAGCUGAGGCUGCCCCGAGCCAAAUUCAAAUCAUGGAUCGCGGACUACGAAGCAAAGAAGCGCGCUGCUGCGUACCCACUUUCUGGAUACGCAUCACAGCCAGCGCCGACAAACACCGCCCUUCGGGUCGCCACUCCAACAAGAGGUGCAACUAGCACACCCACGAUGACACCUCGAUCAUUACCGCAAGCCCGUGGAACGCCUCAACCUAAUGGAGCACAUUCUCGAGCACCCUCGUCCGCACGGCAACCUCAGGCCAGCUAUGACUCCCGCGGCGCAGUCGAAAUUGACCGCUGGCCUGGUCCUGACGCCACAGCACCCGAACCACCGCCCUGGCUCAACACUGCCAUGAACGAACUCCGCGGCCGUCACCCACAAGCCAACUUCAAACCCUUCAUGCGCUGCUACGGCGUCGACAUCGAAUCGGGCAAGGUCCUCCCGAAAGAACAAACCGAACUCCAGCCCGGUGACAAAGCCCCUCCAGGCCAGAAACUUCAAUACCUCCCCCGUAUCAGGUGUACAGACUGCCAGGGGAAAAUAUAUACAGCGCAGCCGGAGAGCGUGGUAACGGACUUUGAGGUGCAUUUGAAGAACAAGAAGCAUCUGGAGAAGGUUGAGGAGAGGCUGGAGAAGGAGGGUGGCAGCAAAGGGGGUGGGAGGAAGAGGUGA
Fulvia fulva is the source of this 2463-nucleotide messenger RNA. RefSeq names its product SWI/SNF chromatin-remodeling complex subunit snf5. Gene Ontology annotation, biological process: chromatin remodeling; regulation of transcription by RNA polymerase II. The record is from RefSeq and is a predicted model, not a curated record. Gene Ontology annotation, molecular function: transcription coregulator activity. Gene Ontology annotation, cellular component: SWI/SNF complex; nucleus; nuclear chromosome. The coding region runs from base 1 to 2463 and encodes 820 amino acids. The transcript has 2 exons. Lineage: Eukaryota; Fungi; Ascomycota; Dothideomycetes; Mycosphaerellales; Mycosphaerellaceae.